This is a messenger RNA of Anopheles moucheti, 2956 nucleotides long. Its product is annotated as bicaudal D-related protein homolog. The transcript is spliced from 5 exons. The record is from RefSeq and is a predicted model, not a curated record. Lineage: Eukaryota; Metazoa; Arthropoda; Insecta; Diptera; Culicidae. The coding region runs from base 224 to 1852 and encodes 542 amino acids.
UCGCAACCCCUUUGCGGCAUCCCGUACUGGUGCUCGUUUGCGCAGCGUCUCAGUGCGUGUUUUGUGUGGCGUUGUGUAUCGCGCGCGUUGCCAAGGAGCGUGUUUGACUGUGAACCGCAAAAAUAGUGCUGGUCCAAGUAGUGUGGUGGACCUUCGAUACCGUCGCAGAAAACAGAACAUUUAGAGCAAAUUGAAGCCCACCCUCGAGGACUACAUCCUAGAGAUGGAAACCCGGCCACCCGACAGUGGUCAGCUCAUGGAAAAGGACGUGUGGGCGCAGCUGCACCAGAAGGAGGCCGAUCUGCUGCUGGCCGCCGAACUCGGCAAGGCACUGUUGGAGAAAAAUGAGGAACUGAAGAAGAACCAGGAAAAGCUGAUCGACGAUUACUCGGCAAAAGUGGAGAACUUGGAGCAGGAAAAGUACAUCCUAAAGCGACAGUUGGAAAUCAGCUCGAGCGAAAAUGAGGCAAUCAUACUGGAGCUGCAGGGCGACAUCAAGCAGUUCCGGCAGAAGCUGGAAGCGCAGGAGCAAAUCAUGCGCCAGAUGGAGCGGGAGAAGAACAUGCUGAUCGAGGAGCUGACCGCGCAAAACACGCGGCUGUCGAACGAGCUGCAAAAGUCGAACGUAACCGAGCUGCAGCUGACGGCACAGUUGCAGGAGAUCAAGGAGCAGUGCAAUCGCCGCACGCUCAGCAUACAGGACCACGUCAACAGUCUCGAGAGCUUGAAGAACGAGCUGCGGCUAAUACUGGAGAAGAAAAAUGAGCUGGAGAAUCGGCUGCACAUGACGGCGAACGAGCGGGAGAACCUGUCGAUCGCGCUGAACGAAGCGUCGGAAAGGAUACACAUCCUGGAGCGGAGCACGAAGGAGCAGGACACCAAGUACCAGAUGACGGUGCAGACACUCGAUCGGUUGGAGCGCGAGAACGGGACGCUCAGUGAGCGUCUGGAGUCGUUCGAUUCGCAACGUUCGUUGCACGGCGAACUGCAACACCAUUCCUCGCUGCUGCAGGAGAUGAACGGUGAGGAGGAGGGACCCGGAACGAAGGACGAAGCCAGUCAUCUCGUCCUCAAGGAGGCUCAGUCGGUGUACAAACAGCUAAAGACACUAUGCCAAACACUGCGCAGCACUCAUCACGAUGAUGAUUCAGGUCUUCACUCGGAUAUGUCCUUCUCGUCGCUGGACAACACGAUGGCGUCCGUAUCGAUGGCGGCCCCGAACUCGGUGACGGAAGCAACCAGCGCCAGCAUGACCGUGAAUGAUAAGUUCAGUCGCGGCAUGCUGUCCGCCGUCGCGGACGAGCUCGUGCACAUCAUCAUGAACUUGGACGCGAUGCAGUUCAAGACAAUGUUUGAGCAGACGCGAUCGAUGCUGAUCGACCAGGAGGAAGAGAUGAAGAAAAAGAACGAUGUCAUUAUGCAGUUGGAAAGCAAACUAUCGGUGCGGGAGGUGGAGCUGCAGAGUACGAUCGAGGAGCGCAACCAGGCCCGGGAAGAUGCAUCCCAUUCGAGUUUGGCACAGGACGAGACGGUUGUACAGGCGCGCAAGGAUCGCGACGCAGCUAUCGAGCGACGUACAAAGGCCGAGGUUGAGUUGGCGAAGAACCGUGUCGAGCUCAUGCAGGCCAACAGUCAGCUGCUGGAAGCGAUCCAGCAGAAGGUGGAGUUGCUGCAGCAACUCGAACAGUGGCAGAUCGAUAUGCACGAGCUAAUCGAGGAGCAGAUGAAAAACAAGCUGAUCGAGUCUAGUACAAAACCGCAGCAACAUCAGCAGCAGUCGCAGCAAUCGUCCGGCGCUUCAACGGCCGGUGGUCGCAAGAGCCGCCUGCUGGAUCUGUUCUACCACCGAUAGAGCCUGAUGGCGUUGGUUGGGGAUUAAAAGAGGGCCGGGAAAGCAUCCAAGCGAAUGUGGAGGUUCACUGAUGCAUUUAACUUAUGAUGGUAGAGCACGAAUUCCUUUGGGCGCAUAUCUGAUUGCAUUCCGAUUACGAACCACCUCCGCAACCAACCGGUUUACCAAGGACGUUGUUAUUCUGCGAUUGAAGAGCACACUUCACGCGCUAGAUGCAUGAGAAUGUGCGGAGUUUGUCAUAACUGCCUCGCCAAUACAACCUCACUCCUUCGACCAAAGGACCAGAAGAGUUCAUGUUCGUGACGCGAUGCUGCUGUUCGGUCGUCUUCUUUGGAACUUUUUUGAUCGCCUGGACUCAAUAUGGACGGAUUGGUCAUCUUACUACCGUGCGAGUCUACCAUCACCCGUGGCGUUGCGUCGAAACUAAACACAAUGAACAGUUACGUUAAAGGCAUGGGCAGACUUUCGAGGAACGCAAGAACCUAGGCGCCGGAUUAGAGUAAUAUUAAUUUUAUUCCUUUACCUAGACGGAGCGGUAUUCUUAAUUUACCCCUGAUUAACCUUUAUGUGUCGCUAACCAAAUCUUAUCGUUAACGUAUCAUUAUUCGGACGGAGGCUCCAGAGGUUUUAGUGCACGGAUGCGUUGUGUGCGCGCGGAGUUUUGUUUUCUAUUGCAAGGUGUAUAAAAAAAAACCACACACACAAACGCACCGUUGCAAAAUGUGAUAAGAAUUGAUUAAACAAAAAAAAACAAAGCAACAGUGUACACGCGUAUGAGAAUUACAAUCACACUAAAGCACGGAAAAUUUAACGGUGGCCUUUUCGUUCGAACGCAAGUGAUACAUACACUGAGCUGCUUUAUUAUGCGAUAAAUAACAGUGAGAGUUACUAAUACUGAACAUCCUAAGUAAACUAAGUGGACGGCUGCAGAGUGAAUGCAAACGUUGUUUCCAUUGCAACGCCAGAGUCGGGACGAGCAAUGGAUGACCGUAGCGUAAAAUAAAUUUUCUAUGAACGUUGAAUGCUGCUCGCACUCGUUGGAGCCAAUAGCGGUGCAGUUAACGCGCAGCAGGACAAUGAUUAAUAUUUGUAUAUACUCGUAUU